Messenger RNA from Daucus carota subsp. sativus, 2969 nucleotides. Its product is annotated as G-type lectin S-receptor-like serine/threonine-protein kinase SD3-1. The transcript has 3 exons. Gene Ontology annotation, molecular function: ATP binding; protein serine/threonine kinase activity. The record is from RefSeq and is a predicted model, not a curated record. Lineage: Eukaryota; Viridiplantae; Streptophyta; Magnoliopsida; Apiales; Apiaceae. Gene Ontology annotation, biological process: protein phosphorylation; recognition of pollen. Bases 375 to 2663 code for a protein of 762 amino acids.
GCAAUCUGGAGAAUCCAAUGAUACUUCAUACUCAUAGGAGUACUCCUCUAGACCCAAAUGAGACCAAACUCAUUUUCGGACCGAAAAUAAAAUACUCAGCUCCUGCUCUCUCUUCACAGAUAAUAAAGUAUAAACACUCCCUCACCGGAAACUCAUAUCCGGAACCUCCGUCAGCUUCUCCGACCACAAUGUACUCAACACAAGAACUUAAUUAAGUGACGCCCUCUUUCAGGCCUGUAUGUAAAUUACAUGUUUCCGGGCAGCGUCCGGUAUUGCAUUGCGUUGUCGAAUUUCCAGGACGGCUGCUUCAUAUUUGAAUGCCAUUACAGUGCAGAGGCCUAAAGUGAUUGCCAUUAGCCUAGUCCUAUCUCAAUAUGAUUUUGAGAGGGAGGCCCUUUUUUUUGCUAUGGAUAUGUCUCGGUCUCGGGUUCUUGUUUUCUCGGGUUGCAGUAUCACAGAUUCAACUGGGUUCAAGAAUUUCUGUAGGGGAAAACAACUAUUGGGUGUCCUCCAAUGGGGAUUUCACAGUUAAAUUCUAUAACCGCUCAAAUGGGCAUAGUGCUGGCAUCCAUUUUAAUUCACUAUCUGUCCCUCCUAGUGGACAGACGGUAGUUUGGAUUGCAGGGGGUGACCUCACAGUUGGGGAAGGGUCGUAUUUUGAGCUUACUAAAAAGGGAGAACUAGUUCUGUUUGAUUCUUUGGUAGGAGCAAUUGCUUGGACAAGCCAAUCUGCCAACUCAUCUGUUACUUCAGCUGUUCUUCGUGACAAUGGUAACCUUGUCCUGCUAAACAGACAGAAUGACAUUGUUUGGCAAAGCUUUGACACCCCAUCAGAUACUCUUCUUCCAGGUCAGAAUUUAUCCUCCUCCCAAACUCUUCGAGCUGCAAGUGGGAAUUCUGUUUCGAGUUAUUACAGUCUUAGACUCAACAAAUUGGGGCAGUUGCAACUAAAAUGGGAAAGUGAUAUCGUAUACUGGACUAGUGGAAGCCACUCUGAGUCAUUUCUAAGAGCUGUACUUAGUCCUGAUGGAGCUCUUCAACUUUUGGACCAAAAUUCUAAAUCUGUUUGGUCAGUUUAUGGUGAUGAUCAUAAUGAAUCAGAUGUAAAAUAUCGAAUUUUGAGGCUGGAUGUUGAUGGGAACCUUCGGCUAUACUCGUGGAUAGAAGCUGCAAGAUCUUGGAGAUCAGGGUGGCACGCUGUUAGCGAUCAGUGUAAUGUCUUUGCAACCUGUGGCCUUAAUGGUUUAUGUCUGUACAACUCAUCUGGCUCCGCAGUUUGCAAAUGUCCAUUUACACUGACAAGUGAUGUAAAUGCGAAAUGUUUGGUUCCAUAUCAACAUAAUUGUCGGUCUGGUUCCUCAAUGUUUGCCUAUAACCACACCUUCCUCUAUGGUGUUUAUCCACCUAACGAAACAAUUGUGCAUUCUAGUUUGCUGCAAUGUAAAAACUUAUGUCAGGAAAACCCACUUUGCACUGCUUCUACCUUCACAAAUGAUGGUAGUGGACAAUGCCGGCUGAAGCAAACUCGAUACAUCAGUGGUUACUUGGAUGACUCUGUAAGUUCCACAUCUUUUGUUAAAAGAUGUUCAGAUCCUCUCGCUGUAUUGCCAGUAUCCCCAAAACCUCCACCACCCUCAGCAAAAAAUUCUCAACAAAAACAAUCACACAAGUUUUGCAUUCCUUGUCUGAUAGGAGCAACUGGAGGAACAAUAGGCACCUUUUUAAUAUUUCAGAUUGGAGUAGCCAUUUGGUUCUACUUCAUAAGGAACUCAUUCAGGCCUAAAGCUGCUUCAGCUUAUUCAGGCCCUCUUCCAAAAAGUUUUUCCAUGUUUCCGUACCUCGAAAUCAGGGAAAUUGCUGAGGAUUUUAAACAUCAAGUUGGACCUAUGACGUUUAAAGGAAUGCUUCAUAACAAACUGCCAGUUGUAGUCAUAGCCCUGAAUGCAACGUUAGAGGAAAGGAAAUUUCGGAGUGCUGCUUUAGUUUUAGGAAGCAUUCAUCACAAAAACCUUGUGAAGCUGGAGGGCUAUUGCUGUGAAUCAGGUCAUAGAUAUAUGGUUUACGAGUUCUCCAAGACGAAAACACUUUUGAAGUGUUUAGAAGAUCCCAAGAUGUGCACUAGACUGACUUGGAGAAAGAGGAUGAACAUCUGCAUAAGUGUCGCAAAGACCAUUUCCUACUUGCACUCGGGGUGCAGAGAGUUUGUAAGUCAUGGAAAUUUAAAUUGUGAAACCGUUCUCUUAGAUGAUUGCCUAGAAGUCAAAGUAAUUGAGUAUGGUUUAGGUUGUUUGGAGGCGUCAAUUGAUGGUGGAUGUGCCGAGAUGGAUGUUAGAGAUUUUGGGAAGAUAGUGUUAACAUUAAUUGGUGGACUUGAACACCAAGACAGUGUUGAGUGCACUUACAAACACUGGUCGGAAUCUCAAUUUGACAGAAUAGUUGACAAGAGAAUGGGUAGUGGGGUGGAUACAGAUGAGUUAGAGCGUUCUCUGAGGCUCACAUUUUGGUGCUUGCAAGUUGAUGAACGCAUGAGACCUUCGAUGGGAGAGGUAUUGAAUGUGCUAGAGAGCGCUUUGGGAGUAGAUUCACCACCACCACCUUUUGCUGCCCGAACUCCACAGCCAAAAGAAUUAGAAGAGCCAUCAGAAUCAAAUUCAGCAGCAUAGGUCUCAGUGGAACUGCAACAUUGUUUUCUCACUUGAACUAACCUUGUUUAUAGUAGGCAGAAACUAAUUGCAACUUGAAAGCAGCAAGAAGGCAUGUCAUAAAGCAAGUGUAACAAUUAGUACCGGUAAUCUUCUCAAUUUUGUCCCAUAUUAAUUUAAGUUGUUUAGUACCGGAAGUCUGCCAUGUCCAUCUCCCAGCUAAAACGGGGUUUUGAGCCACUGCAGAUUGCAUAGUAGUGAAUCUGUCUUGAUAAAUUCUUGAUGUGUUGUUGCUUAAUUAAUGCAAAUACUUAUUCCAACUUGUUC